AUGAAUAUACUUGAUUUGCCCAAUGAAUUGUUGAUUAUUAUUUUCAACAAAUUAAAUGCAGUCGAUUCUCUCUAUUCACUUGUGGAUGUGAAUGAACGAUUUGAUGAAAUAGUGCUAGAAGCUCUUCAUAUUCAGUGUCUUGAUACAGCAAACAUGCUUAAAGAAUCAAGUUUUGAUGAAAGCGCUCCGGUGAAUCAAGCAAUACUUCGCAAAAUAUGUGAAAAAAUUCUGCCUCGACUUCAUCUUCGAUUGAAUGAACUGAUCGUUGAUCAAAAUUCACUUCAACAUAUUCUUUUUUCUAAUACUUACCCUCAACUAUCGUCUAUAUCGCUUGUUAACUUUCAACAGAAAAGUCUUCUUCGAUAUUUAAGAGAUGAUUCCAUUCUGCGUGAACUUCUCUCUGAACAAAUCACACAUUUGUCUAUUGGGUUUCGAUUCGAAUUACCAGUGGAAGACCUCGAAACUUCGACAAAUAUAUUUGCUCUAAUUUUAUAUUUAUGUCAACGAUUAGAUAGCUUAAGCUAUUGUCAGCUGUUUUCAUAUCAAACCAUCCCGGUCUUUAUUCAAAUAUCGCCAUCGAUAAAUGUGAUAUCUUCAACUUUAACUGCUCUGGAGAUCAAUAUUAAAACAUUUCAAUGCUGUCUUCGUAUUUUGGACGGCCGUUUCGCCUGUUUAAGAACACUGAGAGUUCAUAUCGAACGAAUUUCACAUCGCUUCUGCAAUAUAGAUACCACAGUAAGUCGCUUAUCGCGCAAUGCAUUGUGUGUGAAAGCAGAAAAGAAAAUAGAUGAACUAUAUUCUCUUUAG
Molecule: messenger RNA, 807 nt
Organism: Adineta ricciae
Lineage: Eukaryota; Metazoa; Rotifera; Eurotatoria; Adinetida; Adinetidae
Source: the annotation of a GenBank genome assembly